Messenger RNA from Sporisorium graminicola, 4188 nucleotides. RefSeq lists its product as uncharacterized. Gene Ontology annotation, biological process: protein N-linked glycosylation; oligosaccharide metabolic process. The record is from RefSeq and is a predicted model, not a curated record. NCBI's taxonomy places the organism in Eukaryota, Fungi, Basidiomycota, Ustilaginomycetes, Ustilaginales, Ustilaginaceae. Bases 1 to 4188 code for a protein of 1395 amino acids. Gene Ontology annotation, cellular component: endoplasmic reticulum membrane. Gene Ontology annotation, molecular function: Glc3Man9GlcNAc2 oligosaccharide glucosidase activity. The transcript has a single exon.
AUGGCUUCGCAGCUGCGCAAGGUGUUUGGCUCCAGCCGCACAAAGUCGUCCGCUUCCAACUCGAGCCACGGCCGCGUGCGAUCCGAAGACGAUCAGCAGCAGCCCAGCCCCAAUUCCAACCCCAGCUCGCCUCACGCCUCGCUGGGCAAAGCGUCGUCGAGGAUCUUUGGUCGAUCGGACCGUGGCGCCUCGCCCAGCCCUUCCGCCGCUCCCUCGUCGCCUUUGCCAUCCACCGCUCCUUCCAGGAACACCACCACCACUUCUUCGCAAGUACCUACUGCGGGUGCAUCGCCUCUUCCUUCUCCCUCUCCGCAGUCACAGGUGGCUUCCCCUCCUCCCGCCAAGACCGAAAAGCAGACCACGCCGGUGCCUAGCAAGCCGACCUCGUCCACUCCCACUCCUACCACUGAAUCAGCUGCUCCUAAGCAAGCAUCUGCACACGCACCUGCACCUGCUGCCGCCCCUUCUGCUGCCGCUGCUCCUUCCAGCGCAAGCACGCCUGCACCUGAGCAGACCAGCAACGUCGACGCUGCUGCUACUGACUCCAAGAUGAGCGUGCCUGCCAAACCCCUUAGCAUCAACAUCCCUGCUGCCAACCAGGAUUCGGCCCCUUCGCCCGCCACCGAGCUCCCCAAGAAGCAGCCCAAGGCCGAAGCUAGAUCCACCAACGGUACCUCAGCCGACGCCAACGCCAACGCCGACGCCAAAGCCAACGGCAACUCCGAGGAUCUCACCCCCGUCGGGGUCUCCAACACCUCUUCGUUCCACUCGCGCACCAACGCUGACCAGCACCGCGCUGACUAUCACCCGGACAAACCCUCCAAGUACGCAAACCCAAACCACUACUCGGCCCGCCCUGAAACCUACCACCGCAAGUCGUUCAGCAGCGCUCCUCCAUCCCACGGCGAGCAAACCCCUGCUGGCUCGCGUCGUCAGUCGACCAGCGAGCACGAUAUCGGCCACGCACGCGGCCCCACCGGCAACCUCAACAACGCCGUCGAGGCUCGCGCUCCUGCAAGCCACUGGAUGUCUAAGGAAGAUCAGCGUCUCCAGGAAGAUGGUGAAAAGAAGCGUCACUGGAAGCGAUGGGGUCCUUACCUCAGCGAGCGACAGUGGGGAACCGUUCGAGAGGACUACUCGGCCAAUGGCGAUGCCUGGUCUCACUUCCCCCACGAGUCGGCUCGUAGCCGUACCUACCGAUGGGGUGAAGACGGUCUCGCCGGUCUCUCGGACAACCACUGCAGGAUGGGCUUGAGCUUGGCCCUCUGGAACGGCAAAGAUCGCAUGCUCAAAGAACGCCUUUUCGGUCUCGCCAACAACGAGGGCAACCACGGCGAAGACGUCAAGGAGCUCUACUGGUACCUCGACAGCACCCCCACCCACAGUUACAUGAAAAUGCUCUACAAGUAUCCCCAGGAGCAGUACCCCUACGAGCUCUUUGUGCGUGAGUCGCGCAACCGAAGCCGUGACGUCGCCGAAUUCGAGGUCACCGACACCGACCUCUUUGACGAGGACAAGUACUGGGAUGUCUUUGUCGAGUAUGCCAAGGACCAGGACGAGGAGAACGCCAUCUCGGUUCGCAUCAGCGCGUACAACCGUGGUCCCGAGCCCGCCGAUCUCCACAUCAUCCCGCAGCUCGUCUUCCGCAACUACUGGUUCUGGCCCAAAGAGGAGCCGCCCAAGCCCAAGAUGAAGCAGACCGGCGACUACGUCAUCCAGACUGAUCACCCCGAGCUGGGCCGCUAUCACCUCUACUGCUCCACCAGUCCCGCUCCCAGUGCUCCUCCCGCCAAGCGUGGUCAGGCUCCCGAACCCAUCUCGGACGACGAAGUGGUGCCCGAGCUUCUCUUUACCGAGAACGAGACCAACUUUGAGCGUCUUUACAAUGGAAACAACCGCAACAUCUACGCCAAGGACGCCUUCCACGACCACAUUGUCCCCUGGCACCGACAGGAGAAGGACCGUCCCAAGGCUAUCCAAAAGACGCGCAAGAUCAAAAAGACGGUUGUGCGUCAGGAGAGGCGUCCCGUUCACCGCGACGCCGAGGAGGGGGCUCCCAAAGCCAACGGCGCUUCAGCUGAAGCCGAGCCCGAAGCUGCUGCCGCCGAAAAGCAGUUUGGUACGGUUGGUCCGACCGAGGAGCAGGAGUGGGAGGUGGUUGACAUUGAAGAGGAAGUCGAAGAGGACGAGACCUACUACGAGGAGCCUGACGAGUCCAAGCCUCCUCGCGACUACGUCAACCCCAACAAGGAAGGCACCAAGGCCGGUGCUCACUACGUCUUCCGUCAGGUGCCACCCUUCGGAGGAUGCGCCGUCGUCAGGAUGAAGUUGACGCCCAAGACGCCGUCGCAGGACCCCGCCAUCGACGACGACGAGCAGUUUGACAACACGGUCGAGGCUCGACGAUCUGAGGCCGACGAGUUCUACGCAAAGCUCGUCAGCGGUCCCAUGUCGGACGACAUGAAGAACGUCAUGCGCCAGGCGCUCGCUGGUAUGCUGUGGAACAAACAAUUUUACAUGUUUGUCCAGCCCGAGUGGCUGCGCGGCGAUCCUGGUCAGCCGCCGCCGCCUCCCGAGCGCAAGCGCAUCCGCAACCACGACUGGCGACACCUGCACAUGGAGGACAUCCUCUCGAUGCCCGACAAAUGGGAGUACCCCUUCAGCGCCGUUUGGGACAGUGCCUUCCACUGCAUCCCGCUUGCCAUGGUCGAUCCUGCCUUUGCCAAGAAACAGCUCGACCUGUUCACUCGCGAGUGGUACAUGAAGCCUGAUGGUGCGCUCCCCGCCUACGAGUGGAACUUUUCCGACGUCAACCCGCCCGUGCACGCCUGGGCCACGUUCCGAGUGUUCAAAAUCGAACGAAAGAUGUACGGUCGUGAAGAUCUCGACUUCCUCGAGCGUGUCUUCCAGAAGCUGCUCAUCAACUUCACCUGGUGGGUCAACCGAAAGGAUUCGAGUGGUUCCAACGUAUUUGAAGGUGGUUUCUUGGGUUUGGACAACAUUGGUCCCUUCAACCGUUCCGAACCUCUGCCCACUGGCGGCACGUUGCGUCAGGCCGACGGAACCGCCUGGAUGGCCUUCUACGCGCUCAACAUGCUCAACAUGGCGCUCGAGCUGGCCAAGCACAACCCGACAUACGAAGACAUUGCGUCCAAGUUCUUCGAGCACUUCAUCUUUAUUUCGGACGCUAUGUCGUUCCACGAUACCUUUGACGACGAGAGCACCAGCCUGUGGUCGGACAAGGAUGGCUUCUACUACGAUGCCAUCCAGUGGGGUCCCGGCAACAGCCAGGUGAUUCCGGUCAAGAGUCUGGUGGGCCUCAUCCCGCUCUACGCCACGUUGACCAUCGAGCCAUCGGCGCUCAAGAGGUUCCCCAGCUUCGCCAAGCGCAUGCAGUGGUUCCUCGACAACCGACCCGAGAUGGCGGACCGCAACAUUGCCAACAUGAAGGUGGGCGGACGUGGCGAUCGACGUCUGCUGUCGAUGGUGAGCCGCGAGCGUCUCGAGCUGAUCCUCAAGCGCAUGUUGGACGAGAACGAGUUUUUGUCGGAGCACGGAGUUCGUUCGCUGAGCAAGGACCACAAGGAGAAUCCGUUCCACGUCAAUGUAGGCGGUGAGGACUUUGGCGUCGGCUACUGGCCCGGUGACUCGCACAGUCCCAUGUUUGGCGGCAACUCGAACUGGCGUGGACCCAUCUGGAUCUGCGUCAACUUUUUGCUCAUCGAGUCGCUUCAGAGGUUCUACCAGUACUAUGGCGACAGCUUCAAGGUCGAGUGUCCCACGGGCAGUGGCGACUACAUGCACUUGGGCCACGUAGCCGAGGAGCUGUCGCACCGUCUGUUGGGCAUCUUCUUGCGCGACGACCAGGGCCGACGUGCCAACAACGGCGGCAUCCCCAUGCUCGACUAUGCGCCCGAGUUCAGGGACCUGGUGCACUUCUACGAGUUCUUCCACGGCGACACGGGCAAGGGCCUGGGUGCAUCGCACCAGUGUGGCUGGACAGGGUUGAUUGCCUACACACUCUACUCGACAGGCGCGAGCUACGGUCUGGCACAGACACCGCGCACGCCCAAGUCGACCGCGGCGCACUACUUUGACGAGCACUUGACCGAGGAUGGCCGUUCCGAGGCGGGAAGCGUGCCGUACUCGAAUGCGUACUCGAGGCCUCCUUCGCCUGAUGAGCUGUAA